UAAGUUGAAAGACUUGGUCAAGAUGAAACUGUUCGUAUUCCUGGCCUUGGCCGUGGCCGCAGCUACGGCUGUCCCGGCUCCCUCGCAGAAGCUGACCCCGGUGCCCAUGAAGGACAUCCAGGGUCGCAUCACCAACGGCUACCCGGCCUACGAGGGCAAGGUGCCCUACAUCGUGGGUCUGCUCUUCAGCGGCAACGGAGGCAACUGGUGGUGCGGUGGCUCGAUCAUCGGCAACACCUGGGUGCUGACCGCCGCCCACUGCACCAACGGAGCCAGCGGAGUGACCAUCAACUACGGAGCCAGCAUCCGCACCCAGCCCCAGUACUCCCACUGGGUGGGCAGCGGCAACAUCGUGCAGCACCACCACUACAACAGCGGCAACCUGCACAACGACAUCUCCCUGAUCCGCACCCCGCACGUCGACUUCUGGCACCUGGUCAACAAGGUGGAGCUGCCCAGCUACAACGACCGCUACCAGGACUACGCCGGCUGGUGGGCCGUGGCCUCCGGCUGGGGCGGCACCUACGACGGCAGCCCACUCCCCGACUGGCUACAGGCCGUCGACGUCCAGAUCUUGUCCCAGGGUGACUGCAGCCGCACCUGGUCCCUCCACGACAACAUGAUCUGCAUCAACACCGCCGGCGGCAAGUCCACCUGCGGAGGCGACUCCGGUGGCCCCCUGGUCACGCACGAGGGCAACCGCCUGGUCGGAGUGACCUCCUUCGGCUCCGCCGCCGGCUGCCAGUCCGGAGCUCCCGCCGUCUUCAGCCGAGUGACUGGAUACCUGGACUGGAUCCGCGACAACACCGGCAUCUCCUACUAAGCACUUACCCAGUUUUAAUGGGGUCUCUACAAUAAAUGAUUAAAGCAUAACAA
This is a messenger RNA of Drosophila elegans, 876 nucleotides long. Its product is annotated as serine protease 1. Bases 23 to 823 code for a protein of 266 amino acids. Gene Ontology annotation, molecular function: serine-type endopeptidase activity. Lineage: Eukaryota; Metazoa; Arthropoda; Insecta; Diptera; Drosophilidae. The record is from RefSeq and is a predicted model, not a curated record. Gene Ontology annotation, biological process: proteolysis. The transcript has a single exon.